Messenger RNA from Trichoderma gamsii, 852 nucleotides. Its product is annotated as squalene monooxygenase. Gene Ontology annotation, molecular function: squalene monooxygenase activity; flavin adenine dinucleotide binding. Lineage: Eukaryota; Fungi; Ascomycota; Sordariomycetes; Hypocreales; Hypocreaceae. The coding region runs from base 1 to 852 and encodes 283 amino acids. Gene Ontology annotation, cellular component: membrane; endoplasmic reticulum. Gene Ontology annotation, biological process: ergosterol biosynthetic process. The record is from RefSeq and is a predicted model, not a curated record. The transcript has 2 exons.
AUGUCGGAAACAAUGACAUCCUCACACAUCUAUACGCGAGAACGGCGCGAUCGCUACCACGAAGCAGACGUCGUCGUCGUCGGUGCCGGCAUCUUUGGCUGCGCUGCCGCCUACGCGCUCGCCGACCAAGGCCGUUCUGUGCUUCUGCUCGAGCGGUGGAUGCACGAGCCUGAUCGAAUUGUGGGCGAACUCCUACAGCCUGGUGGCCUGGCGGCGCUGAAGAAGCUGGGCCUAGGCCACUGCGUUGAAGGCAUUGACGCAAUCCCCUGCUACGGCUACAACGUCAUCUACCACGGAGAGCCAUGCGAGAUUCCGUACCCCAGACUCAACGAACAGGGCGAAGUCACACAUGCCUGGAGCGGAAGAGGGACGGAGGGAGAGAAGCAGCAAGGAUGCGGAUUCCACCACGGCAAAUUCAUCUCACAGCUGCGAAAGGCCUGCCUGGGACACAAGAACAUCACAGUGGUCGAGACCGAGGUUGUCAAGACGAUCCGGGGCGAGUUCGAAGACCAGAUCCUGGGCGUAGAAUCGCGCACCACGGCGCUGUACUCGCUCUUCGCCGCAAACGACCGCCAGCUGCGCGCCCUGCAGAUGGGCUGCUUCGAGUACUUCCGCCGCGGCUGGACCGAUGGCCCGGCCGGCCUCCUCGGCGGCAUCAUCCAGCGGCCCCUGGUGCUGGCGUACCACUUCUUCUACGUCGCCUUUGUGGCCAUCUGGAUGAACGCGUGCAACGUCAUUGGCGGGCCGCUGGGCUUCUGGAAGCUGCCACUGGCGAUACUGGACGCCGUACUCAUCCUGUGGAAGGCAUGUAUUGUCUUUUUGCCCGUCAUUUGGCGUGAAGGAUUUCAGUAA